Prosopis cineraria is the source of this 1351-nucleotide messenger RNA. RefSeq names its product peroxidase 12-like. Lineage: Eukaryota; Viridiplantae; Streptophyta; Magnoliopsida; Fabales; Fabaceae. The transcript is spliced from 3 exons. The record is from RefSeq and is a predicted model, not a curated record. Gene Ontology annotation, cellular component: plant-type cell wall; plasmodesma. Gene Ontology annotation, biological process: response to oxidative stress; hydrogen peroxide catabolic process. Bases 65 to 1171 code for a protein of 368 amino acids. Gene Ontology annotation, molecular function: peroxidase activity; heme binding.
CUGCCUUUGUGCCCAAGUCUCUGAAACGAACCAAAGUCUUCGUCUUCGUCUUCAAUCUUGAUCCAUGGCAUCAUCUGCAGUUUCUCUCAUUUUCACUUCCUUUCUGCUUCUGGCUUUCUCCAUCCAUGCCUCUCAUCAUCAUCAUCAUCACUGCGAACCAGAUUCUUCCGCCUGCUCCAACUCCAAUAAGCUUCCUUUAGUGAAGGGUCUCUCAUGGAGUUUCUACCACUCAAGCUGCCCUAACCUUCAAUCUCUCAUCAGAAAACACCUCCACAAGGUCUUCUCCGACGACAUCGGCCUCGCCGCCGGCUUGCUUCGCCUCCAUUUCCAUGACUGCUUCGUUCAGGGUUGUGACGGGUCGGUAUUGUUGGAUGGAUCCGCGAGUGGGCCUAGCGAGAAGGAGGCCCCACCGAACCUGAGUUUGAGGGCUGAGGCUUUCAAGGUGAUUGAAGAACUCAGAUCUCUCGUCCACCGUCACUGUGGAAGCGUCGUCUCUUGCGCCGACAUCGCCGCCCUCGCCGCCCGUGACGCCGUUGUUCUGUCUGGAGGACCAGAGUAUGAAGUUCCCUUGGGAAGACGAGACGGCCUAACGUUCGCCACAAGAAACGCGACGCUGGAGAACCUCCCGGCGCCGACCAGCAACGCCAGCGUCAUUCUCGAGUCACUGGCCACUAAAGGCUUUGACCCGACCGACGUCGUAGCUCUCUCCGGCGGCCACACAAUCGGAAUCAGUCACUGCGCUUCCUUCACCAACAGGCUCUACCCUAAUCAGGACCCUGUGAUGGAAGAGACCUUCGCCGACAACCUCAAGCUCACGUGCCCCACCGCGAACACCGACAACACCACCGUGUUGGACAUCCGAACACCGAACCUGUUCGACAACAAGUACUACGUUGACCUUGUCAACCGUCAGGGACUCUUCACCUCUGACCAAGACCUGUUCACGGACAAGAGGACGAAGGAGAUUGUGAGCGAAUUUGCUGAGAACCAAAAUCUCUUCUUCGAGAAGUUUGCAGAGGCUAUGAUGAAGAUGGGUCAGCUUGGCGUGUUAACAGGUAAUAAUGGCGAGAUUCGAGGAAAUUGCUCUGUGAGGAACCAAGAUUAUGAGUCUGUCUUGAAGAAGUACAAGGUGGAGGAUGUCGUGGAAGACGACUACAAGUCGGAACUGUGAUUAAUGUGUGGUUUGUUUGUGGGCGAUAUACAUAAGGACGUGCACACGUAGGUUGUCUGAUGUGUUUUCUAUAGUGACUUGAUUGAUGUCCUAUGUUUAUUACAUCGUAGUGUUUGAUCUAACAGACAUUUCACUUGCUGUUUGACACACAUAAUUAAUAAACAUGCAUGGUUUGUAAUA